AUGAGUACUCAACCGAAAGUCGUGCCAGGGCAAUGGAUCGUCAGUGUCAAGCCUUAUUUGACCCCCGAGUUGCUGCAAAGCGAGCAUCUCUCUGCACUAGAAGACAUGACGAUCGAUCCCAGUACCCCUUUCAAGAUGGAAGUCCUCCAAAAGUUCGACCUUCCCGAAAUAAAAGGCUACUCAGCUAAGUUUGAUGACGCAACUAAAAUCGAGCUAGAGAGAAUGCCUCAUGUCGUAUCUCAACACGUACCAGACUCGGCCCUCCCCCCCUACAGCUACCAGUACAGGGAAGACGCGGCUGGCACCAAUACAGUCGUCUAUAUCAUCGAUACAGGCAUCAACGACCAGCAUGUUGAAUUUGAGAGGCGGGCCAGUAAGGGACCCAAGUUCGUGUCCGACGGUCCAUCAAGCGACGAAGAUAUUCAUGGCCAUGGUACCCAUUGCGCUGGUACGAUUGCUAGUCGGGCGUACGGUGUGGCCAAGAGGGCCAACGUCGUAGGCGUCAAGGUCUUCAGCGACGCAACAGGAUAUGCGCAGACCAGCGACAUCAUCCGCGCCCUUGACUGGGUAGUUAGUGAUGUCAAUGAGCGGGGCAUUAACGGUCAUGCUGUGGUUAACAUGAGUCUUGGAGGCGGAGCGAGUCCGGCUCUGGAUAAUGCUGUUGGGUCUGCUGUCCGUCACGGGACUGUGGUCUGUGUGGCUGCCGGCAAUGGAGGUGAUCUGGCCGAGAAUGGUUCCCCUGCUCGCGAGCCGCUUGCCAUUACCGUUGGUGCAACAGAUGUUGGAGACACACUUGCGUCUUUCUCAGGCUACGGAAAGAUCGUUGACAUACUUGCUCCUGGUGUCGAUGUUCUUUCCUGCUGGAUAGGUAGCCAAACGGCAACUAGGAGUAUCAGUGGAACGUCUAUGGCAACACCUCACGUGUCGGGCGUCGCCAGCUGCCUCCUUAGUGAUGCUUCUUGGACUCAACGCGACCCUUCCGAGAUAAUGCCCAGGAUGCUUAUUCUCGCAGACAAAAACAAAAUCAACGGAAUUACUCCCCCCAGGGAGAGGACAAUUGACGCGUUGCUGCAAAAUACCACUGGCGCGACUGACUAG
Penicillium daleae is the source of this 1098-nucleotide messenger RNA. Its product is annotated as S8 family peptidase. Gene Ontology annotation, molecular function: serine-type endopeptidase activity. NCBI's taxonomy places the organism in Eukaryota, Fungi, Ascomycota, Eurotiomycetes, Eurotiales, Aspergillaceae. Gene Ontology annotation, biological process: proteolysis. The coding region runs from base 1 to 1098 and encodes 365 amino acids. The record is from RefSeq and is a predicted model, not a curated record. The transcript has 5 exons.